Haliotis rufescens (red abalone) is the source of this 4294-nucleotide messenger RNA. RefSeq names its product TWiK family of potassium channels protein 7-like. Bases 349 to 1602 code for a protein of 417 amino acids. The record is from RefSeq and is a predicted model, not a curated record. Lineage: Eukaryota; Metazoa; Mollusca; Gastropoda; Lepetellida; Haliotidae. Gene Ontology annotation, molecular function: potassium ion leak channel activity. The transcript is spliced from 3 exons. Gene Ontology annotation, cellular component: membrane. Gene Ontology annotation, biological process: potassium ion transmembrane transport; stabilization of membrane potential.
ACGCCGUCAGCACCAAGGCGACCGAGUCGAGCUAGCUUGUCCGCGGCAGGAACAUCGAGGAAGGCGCAUGCCAGCUACCCCGGUAACACAGUAUUGGAGAGGGUGGACUUUCGCGGGGGAACCAGCUACAACCCUGUGUUUUUUAUAAUAUUUUGGGAAGGACUUAUCGUUGUUGAACCUUUGGUUUGGUCGGAACUUUCAACACUGGAUGUAGCAGUUUACAGCAUGAAGAACUGACUAGCUUUAAGGUAUUUACAGCGGAUAGAUUACGUACGCAAGUUACAUUCGCUGUGUCCGGGUGCUGUCCCGUGCGGUGUCUAGCAUAAAGAUCAAGUCAUUUCUGUCAAGAUGGGUACGAAAAAGAGGGACGGAUGUUGCAAAAAGUUUAUGAAGUUCCUGUUCUCCCAUGUUGGGUUAUGUGCCAUGGUUAUAUUGUACUGUGUUGCGGGAGGGUUUAUCUUUGAGCAUCUGGAGAAGAACAACGAGCAACAGAUCUGCUAUGAAUCACGAAACGAGUAUACACCGAUGGAAAACAAAACUAUCGACUCCGUCCUGAAGAUUUUCUCCGACUAUGGCUUUCCCAACGCCAACAAUCGUGUCCUCAUGGAGGUCCAGAUCCGUAGUGUGCUGGAGACGUUCCGGGACAACACUCUCGCCAUCGGCUACGACGGACGUGUCUGCUCCGACUACGGCCUUCCUGAUGGCCCUACCUACAAGUGGUCAUGGCCCGGGGCCCUCAUGUUCUCCGUAACUGUCAUAUCAACCAUUGGGUUCGGUCACAUCGCUCCGAAAACAGUGUGGGGCCGAUUGGUGUGCAUCGCCUACGCCGUUCUUGGAAUCCCACUCAUGCUGCUGUGUCUCGCCAACAUCGGAGACGUCCUUGCAGACAUCUUUCGCUUCAUCUACGCCAAGAUCUGCUGCUGCGGAUGCUGCCGUCGCAAGAAGAGUCCCAGGACAAAAGUGGUCCAGAUCAAACCGAUGCAGCGAGGAGGGGAUCAUGACCCAGCUUGGAAGACUGAUAAGUCUAACGAAUUCUCUCGCCUCCCAACCAAGUCUCCGACGGGCAGUACUGACACCAAUGGCAAUGACAAGAGCAGACCCCCGUCCAAAACCAGCCGACCGGGGUCAAGGGUUCCAAGUCCCGUCGGCAAGGCUGUCAAGAUUGUUCCUCUCGACCUGAAACACAUGAACCGCCCGCCGCCAAUGAAGAAUGACCCUGUAGUGCUGGAUGACGACAGCGAUGACGAUGACGAUGAUUUGGACGAGAAGAAGAUCACUGUUCCACUCACCAUCACAAUGAUCGUCAUCGGAGGCUACAUCUUCGGAGGGGCUGUGCUCUUUGGCCUGUGGGAAAGCUGGGAUUGGCUUCAGUCUGCUUAUUUCUGCUUCAUCACUCUCAGCACCAUCGGCUUUGGCGACGUCGUUCCUGGAACUGACUUUGAGAACCCUCAAGCGCAGGCACAACUAAUUCUCGGCGCUAUCUAUGUCCUGUUCGGAAUGGCGAUCUUGUCCAUGUGUUUCUCGCUCAUGCAAGACGAGAUCAUUGCUAAAUGCAAGUGGGUGGGUGAGAAGCUCGGCAUCCUGGACAAAAACGACGACUAAUACUCUGUAUUCUUCUCUGUAAGCUCUACUGUAGCUGUGUACAUCAGCUCUCGACAAAAUCUCAGAACUUUUUUACAUUGAAAACGGUACUCGGGACAGCAGCUUGAUGGUCGCUAUCUACAAGUCCUUAUAAUCAUCGUAGGCUCAAAGGAAAUCUCUGUGACUGAAGACGAAGUGAAGGAUAAUGAGUACCCGCAGAAUGUCCGAUGUGCCUCAAACUGUGGUCUAAGUGAUUUGACAGAAAAGCAUUUUUGUGAUUGAAGAUCUGUGGAUUAGAAAUCCAGAGAUAUGUACUGGAGUUCGCCCAAAGCCCCUUAUCCGUCCAUAAUGUGUAUAAAACCAGAUGGAAGGAAUUAUAAUUUAUGUGAGCUGUCUCGGGCAAGUCCCCAUACCCUGAUCUUUCCUAUCCCACUCAUUAUGCCACCAUUUUACGGAUAAUAAAGGAUUGUCACAAAUCCUCUGACAAUCGUCUAUGGAUUUGUAAAACUCAUGCCAGAAACAUCCUGGUACGUCCCUGUUUGUUUGAUACCGAAAAGAACAUUCAUUAAAUUUCCUUUUGAUCGUUUUAGUAUUUUAGUUUUUAGAUCGAGAGUAUAUGAACUGGUUAUACGCUGCAAAAUUGCUAGGUGCCAUUAGGGAAGGAUCAGGAUAUGGUUUUAUCCUUUCGUAAAAAGAUGUUGUAUUUGAUUUUCAUUUAAGUAUUAGUUGUGUGUCCAUUCACGAGAUAUGCAUAAUCAGAUACUGGUUACUUUUUUGAAUUUUGUGUGAAAGGUAUAUGAAUAGUAUAGUACGCCAUGGCGGAAGUACACCAAUUUAUUUCACAUUCUUGAAGACGCUAUUCCUAAUAUCACUCUCGUUUCUUGGCAGCUGGAUAUUGUGAAAACAGUUUUACCCUGUUUCGUAGUGCGCAUCACCUACAACCGAUUGACGCUCUGUGAUAUAUGCGAGCGCAUCGAGAUAAAACAUCGGCAUCACUAAAAUAAUUACGAAAAAAUACAACAGAUGAGUUCACAAUUUUGUUACGACCGUAGGUCAAGUUUGUUUCGUCACAUCGAAAAUGUGUUUUUUUCCUUAAGUACAUAAUUGCAGGAUCACAAAAGAUUUCGCCUUCGUACUUGAAACCACGUCUUGCGUGAGUAUACUGAUAUAAUGAUGCAUUUAAUAAUCGAUUUCGAAUAUAUAUCCGUGAUGACAAAAGCUUUAACAAUACAGCUUGGCGUCCUUAACCAACAGUGCCUCGAACCAACUGUGCUCGUUUCACUGUAUGUAUAUUUAGAUUGCAAAACUGCGCACCAAAUAUGCCAUUAUAUGAAAAGAUAAAUUGUUAUUAAAUGGCUAAUUCUUUUGAGGAAACGAAACAUGUUUCGUAUACUUUUAUAUUGUUUCAAUGCUUAAAGACAAACGAUUAAUGCCUGUUAGAUUAUGGUCUGUAAGCUAAAGAGGUGGAUUCUCUAAUGAUAUAACAGAACAUGCGUUUGCUAGCUGAUACAUAUUUGACUUCGCUAUGCUAUUUUAUGUACAUAUUAUUUACAUCGUAAGAGAGGUAUAUCUCCAAAUCACUGUAUGAGAUUGUGGCAUAAUAUAUUUUUGCCUCUGUACAUAAGUAAUACAUUUUUUUAAAUCCUAAAAAUACAGUCUUCAAAGAAAGAGAUCUCUAUUUUUUAAUUGCAAAUUCUUCAUAUAUUUAGAAAGCCGUCCAUAUUGUAACGUUUUUCUUUGAACUUCGCUGCUUUGUACGUCCCUAUGCACGUGCCAUACGAUUUUGAAGACUCGCCUCGUUUUGAAACUGCUGGAAAGGGAGAAAACUGCUUUCAUUUUUGUGGUAUAUCGUGCUGAACGCUCAUUAUGGCAACUGACUGAAAUGUUUUAUAAUCACGUUACCAUGGAGAUAACGGUAUUAUUGUUAUUGUUAAAAAGUAGCCCACUGCACGUGAACAAGAUGAACAAGUAACAAGACGAUGCUGAUAAAGUGGGGAUGUAGUUUUAUAUGUACAGGUUACAAGUUUGUUAUCGGUUUUUUUAAACUUAAGUAUCUGAACUAUAUUCUAUACAUGUUUCGGGUUGUACUGUAAGUAGUCUUGUACAGAGUGAUCAUGUACCCUGUAAGUGUGUUCACGAUGAGCUGUAUUCUUGUAUAUUUCCACUGCUUAUUGAACUACACUUCGCAUUGAUACUGGGUCGCAGACUGCUGAUUUACUGUUAGUCGUUACACUCACAGUAUGGUAUUGUAUUAGACGUCCCUCUCCUACUUAUUUUAUAUUAGAACUGUUGUUUUUGACAGUGGGUUCAUGACCAACCCAUAAACAUAAGAUGUUUCCCACCCUAGCAUUGUUAUUUCUAGACGUAGUUACCAAAACAAGAAGUUUUUCAUCAGAGUAUAAUGUGGUAAUACUGAUCUUAUAACAAGAGAAAAGAGUAAUUCUAAACCGGGAUCUUCUCUAAGACGUUUUAUUAAUGAUAAUGUUAAAUUCCGAUUUCUGAUAUAAAUGAAAAGUAAAAAUUUUCACACAAAAAUAUGUACUUAUAUAAAUAUAUUCCACGAUUAGAUUAUUUAAGUGUGAUCAGUAUAUUACUCAGUGUUUGUUGCAUCUGUGAGACUCAAACCAAGCUGGUUUUAUGCCUUUUCCACAAACUUCUUCUGUCUGUGAUACGUGUGUACAAAAUGUUACAAUAAAGUUCAUAUAAAAUUUCA